Paramecium primaurelia is the source of this 2870-nucleotide messenger RNA. The record is from the annotation of a GenBank genome assembly. NCBI's taxonomy places the organism in Eukaryota, Ciliophora, Oligohymenophorea, Peniculida, Parameciidae.
AUGAGAAUAAGGUUGCUGAGUUGUUUAUUCAACUUUUCUUCACUUUUGGUAAUUAUAUUUCAAGCAAAAUUCUUCAGGUAAAAAAGAAAAAAGAUAUAAAAAUUACUUAUAGGCAAAUAACAAGGCGUUAACCAAGAUGUGAACUUUAAGGAAGAUAACGAGUAAGGAGAAUAAAGUAGAAAGUCAAAAUAAUGAUCAUUUUGUCUUGAAAGUUUUAAAAAUAAAUAAGGUUUAUAGGUUGAUAUGACAAGAAAGCUCAGGUAAGACAGACAAAUAUAAUUAGGGGAGGUAUAAAUAUCUCCAUAGGUCUUUCAGGAUUAUCCCUAGAGAAAAUUAAAAGAUUAUCAUGACUUGUAUGCUCUUGUAUUUAAGAAUUAUCCAAAAAAAAUGAUUUGUUGUGACAGUUCUUUUUAUAAAUAAACCAUUGCUGAAUUAAGCGACUUAUAAAUAACUGAACAAAACAAUUAAAAUAAUUUAAUAGAAUAAAAAGGAAAUUUAGAUUAUCUUAUAUUUAAAUUAACUCUAGAGGAAUAAAUGAUUGGCAUGGAAAGAAUAGAUUUAGAAUUAAUAGAAAAGGAAUUUGGAGAAUUAUUUAUAGAAGAAACUGAUCUCUUAACUCUUACUGGAAGAAUUAUCAAAAUUAUAAAUGACUUUUCAAUAGAUUUUUCAUUAAAUAUAAUCAAGAAUGAGAAUCUUAAUCAAAAUUAAUUGAAUUUUGAGAGAGAAAAGUAUGAGAUGUUAUUGUAAUAAUUAAGAAAAAUUAACUACUACUAAGAUAAUUGUGAAGUAGUAGAAUAACUUAAAUUACUAAUCAGCAAGAUCUAAAUCGUUGUAAAUUUAUUGAAAGCUUCUACUAACCAAGACCUAGAAGUUUUUCAAAUGCCAAUCAUUGAAAGAGUAAAUAAUUUAAAAGAAAAGUUUGAUGAAUUUAAAACGAAAUAUGAUAAUAAGGAAAACAGAGAUGAUUAGAAUACUGGGCAACUUCAUUCAGUAAAUAAUCAAAUAAAUGUCCAAAAUAGAUUUGGCACAAAUUUAUCAAUAAUUAUUAAUAUUCUAUAAUUAUUGUUAAUAAAAACAAGAUUAGACAAGCAAAAGUUGGCAUAAUUUCUUUUGAAUGUUAAACAUUUUACUAAUAACCUUAAAAUUAUAUAAGAGUGUUAUUUGUAGAUGAGGAAAAGUUAUACAAAUUGUUUUUAAAAACAUGUAAACCACUUUAUGGAAUCACAAUUCAUAAAUUCUGAUUUAUAAUAAUUGGAAAAAGAAUCAAAUUAAGAAUACUUUUCAAGAAUAUCAAACAGCAUAUUGAAUAGUGAAAAAUAAACAGAAAAAAAUAAUAGUUUGUCAGUAAAUAUUAUUCUUUUUCUCAAGAAGUUAAUGGUUGAAACAAAAGAAAAGUUAACAAUAUCUAAGUGGGAAUUCUAGGAAAUUUAAUUUAAUCAAGAUUAUUUAGUUCAAUUAACUAACAAAAUAUACCUACAAGAAAACGAUGAGGAAUAUGAAGUCAAAUCAAAUCAAUAGGAUUAAUUCUCUAUUGAUUAAUAAAAAAAUGAUGAAUGGAAAAUUAAAUAGGGUUUAGUAUUAACCAUAAUAUAGAUUUCAUUAAAUUGCUUUACAGAAAUAAUUACUCAAUUUUGUUAAAAAACUCUCAUUUAAUUAUGGGUUUUAGAAAAAGACUAAAGAGUUAGAAAUUUAUUGAAAAAUAAACACUUAAUAAGUUUAUAGAUGUAAAGUUUGUAGAAAGAUUGGUAGACUUAACAUGAUAGAAUUGCAGGAGAGAUGUAAAAAAUGCUGAAGAGGAUUGAUGAAUUGUAAGAAUAAAUUACCCAGGAGGCAAAUCUUAACAAAAGAGAGCUAUAAUUGAAAGAAAUGGAUGAAACAACUCAGCAAUUAGAUGAAUACAUUUAAAAUAUCAGCGAAAUGGGUUAAUAACUCAGAUUGGUAACUGAUUUUGUAAAUCAUAUAAGAAAAGGUUUGUUAAGAGUUGAGGGAAAAAUAAAUCAAAUAAAAGAGCAGCUCAACAACAUGGGGAAUGAUAUCAAAUUUUUAAGAGAAAAAUCGGUUAUAUAGUUGCUUGAAAUUAGAAAAUGGAAAGUGUUGAAGGAGGCAGCAGAAAAAAAUGUUAAGUCCAUCUAUAUACCAUUAAAAACUUAAGAGAGAGGUAAAAAUGAGAUCAGUAAUUUGAUGAAUUUAGAUUAAUUUGAUGAUAAAGAUGGAGAAGUGAAUGAGUUUUUGUCUGAAGAGAAAACAGUAUUGCUAAUUCAUGGAUUAGCUGGAUCCGGCAAAAGUACUACAGCCAAAAAAAUUGAAGAAUUUAUUUGGAAAUUACAUGAUAGUAAUAAAAAAAUUGGGAAUUAUGUACUAAUACCUGUUUAUAUUUCAUUAUCCUCUUUAAAAACCCUGUGUUUUAAGCAGUAGAAGAAUCACUUCAUUAAGAUGAUUACGGGUUUGAUGAUCUUUAAUUGAAAGAAUGUAAAGAAAUGUUGUAAAUGAAAGAAUUCCGAUUCAUAUUAAUAAUGGACAGUUAUGAUGAAAUGAAGCUAGAGAAUAUUUAGAAAAAUUUAUACUUUAAUAAUAAGCUCAAAUAAAAUUGGUCAGACCCUCUUGUUAUAUUUACCACCAGAAGUGACAUUUUUACUAGUAGCAAUUAUGCCGACUGGUUUGCGCCUGAAAAAAAUAGAAAUUUAAAGAAAUCUAGCUUCUUCAAUUUGAAUAAUGUUAAAAAUAAGAAUAUCUUAAGAAAUUUACAAUUUAAAGUAUUAAAAUGUUAAUUUUUGAUAUUCAUGAAUGGUAAGUAUAAACUUAAAACCAAAAAGCUCUGGAUUUUAAAAAGUUUGAAUAGAGUUGGGAAAAGAUUUAGACAUCAUUUUUGA